AUGCCACGUAUUCCUAUAAUAAAUACCAGCCAUCUAGAUCGUAUCGAUGAGUUGUUUGUAGACAAUGUCGAUACGGGUGAAUUUAAACUUCAUCGUUCAGUUUUUACUGAUCAAGCGUUGUUUGAACUUGAAAUGAAAUACAUUUUCGAAGGUAACUGGGUGUUUUUGGCACAUGAAAACCAGAUCCCAAAUAACAAUGACUACUACACCACCUAUAUCGGUCGUCAACCGAUCAUCAUUGCACGUAACCGUGCUGGUGAACUCAAUGCCAUGAUCAAUGCCUGCUCGCACCGUGGUGCACAACUUUGUCGUUAUAAACGUGGCAAUAAGGCCACCUAUACUUGUCCUUUCCACGGUUGGACAUUUAAUAAUUCAGGAAAAUUGUUGAAAGUUAAAGAUCCUUCUGAUGCAGGUUACUCAGAUGGCUUUAACAAAGACGGUUCACACGACCUAAAAAAAGUUGCGCGUUUUGAAAAUUACAAAGGAUUUUUGUUUGGUAGUUUGAAUCCUGAUGUUUCUUCACUUAAAGAGUUCUUAGGUGAAGCGACGAAAAUCAUCGAUAUGAUUGUGGAUCAGUCCGAAGAUGGUCUAGAAAUCUUACGUGGUGCAUCUACCUAUACUUAUGAAGGUAACUGGAAGCUGACUGCCGAAAAUGGUGCCGAUGGUUAUCAUGUUUCCGCCGUUCACUGGAACUAUGCUGCAACCACACAACAGCGAAAGGAAAAGCAGGCACAGGAUAAUAUUCGCGCCAUGAGUGCCGGUGGUUGGGGUAAGCAGGGCGGUGGCUGCUAUGGCUUUGAACAUGGUCAUAUGUUGUUGUGGACACAAUGGGCCAAUCCAGAAGAUCGCCCGAACUAUGCACGUUAUGAGGAGUAUAUCGACAAGUUUGGUGGAGCAAUGGCUAAAUGGAUUGUUGAGCGUUCACGUAACCUUUGCCUCUAUCCAAAUGUUUACUUAAUGGAUCAAUUUGGUUCACAGAUUCGUGUAUUGCGUCCGUUAAGUGUGAAUAAAACUGAAGUGACGAUUUACUGCAUUGCACCAAAAGGUGAAGCACUUGAUGCACGUACCCGCCGUAUGGCAACACCUGAUGACUUAGAAGAAUUCCGUGCGUGUCAAGCUGGUUAUGCCGGUAUUGAACUCGAAUGGAAUGAUAUGUGCCGUGGCUCUAAGCACUGGAUUUAUGGUCCAGAUGACGCAGCCCAGGAAAUUGGUUUAAAACCUAUAUUAAGUGGCAUCAAAACUGAAGAUGAAGGCCUAUACCUUGCACAACAUCAAUAUUGGUUGAGCUCAAUAAAACGUGCGAUUGCCAGAGAAAAAGAGCUUGCAGGACAACAAGAUUUGGGAGAAACCCAAGUGACCCAGUUUUUAUAUCGUGAGGCACGUUAUUUAGAUGAGGAACAGUGGGAUGAAUGGUUACAGUGCUAUGCGCCCGAGGCUUCUUUCUGGAUGCCAGCAUGGGAUGAUGAUGAUCAACUGACAGAAGACCCACGAUCAGAAAUUUCGUUGAUUUACUAUCCGGAUCGCCAAGGUUUAGAAGAUCGUGUAUUUCGGAUUAAAACAGAACGUUCAUCUGCGACCAUUCCUGAUACCCGUACCAGCCAUAAUAUUUCCAAUAUUGAGAUUGUGGAACGUGAUGGUGACGAAGUCACGGUACGUUUUAAUUGGAACACUUUGAGUUUCCGCUAUAAAACCAACUACAGCUAUUUCGGCAUGUCAUGUUAUGUGAUCGACUUUUCAACUGAACAACCCAAAAUCUUAAGUAAGUAUGUUGUGCUUAAAAACGAUUAUAUCAACCAAGUGAUUGAUAUUUACCACCUGUAA
Molecule: messenger RNA, 1821 nt
Organism: Oppiella nova
Lineage: Eukaryota; Metazoa; Arthropoda; Arachnida; Sarcoptiformes; Oppiidae
Source: the annotation of a GenBank genome assembly